AUGCUGUUCAAGGCUCUUCUUGGGUUUGUUGCCAUCGUGGCUGCAAACCCGGUAGACAUGGCUAAAUAUACCAAGGCAUUUGAUACGAGAGAUGUGGGCUAUGGCGUCUCUAAUGGGGUCUUUAACAAUAUGAAAUUCUACACCCAGCAUGCUGCCGCCGCAUACUGUAACUACGAUAGACCCCCGGGCCAAAUGAUUGAGUGCACCAACAAUGCCUGUCCUCUAGUCACCCAGAAUAAGGCUACUAUUGUGGAUUCCAUGGUUGGCUUGUUCACCGGAAUUGGCGCCUACGUAGCCGUCGAUGAAGUCCGUAACGAGACUGUUCUUUCCAUCCGCGGCAGUAGCAACAUCCGUAACUGGAUUACCAACGUGGUAGUCUUGUUUCGCGACUGCAGUUUCACAAGUGAUUGCAAGGUUCAUGCUGGCUUUGCUACAGCCUGGGACGAGAUUGCCAGUGAAGCUGUUACUGCUAUUCUAGACGCGCAUAAGAAGAACCCAAACUACAAGAUUGUUCUAACGGGUCACUCGCUCGGAGGAGCAGUAGCAACUAUUGCCGCUGCCACCCUUCGUAAAGCGGGUGUUCCACUUGAACUGUACACCUAUGGCAGUCCUCGCGUUGGCAAUGAUAGGUUUGCUACGUGGUUCUCUGAACAACAAGGCGGCCACUGGCGGGUUACUCACGGAAACGACGCUGUGCCUCGUCUUCCUAGUAUCUCAUUUGGCUAUCGUCAUACCACGCCCGAGUACUGGUUGCCUGGGUUCUGGUUGUAUCCUUGGAGGACUGACUACACCGCUGGGGAGGUCCAAGUCUGUCAUGGCAUUGCCAACAACCAAUGCAACGGUCAGAAUACGCUACUUCACAGCAUUGUGGCUCACUUGCAUUAUCUUGGCAGCACAGCAAGUUGUGUUAAUCCUCUUAUAGGGAUGAGGGAUACGUCAGAGACGGAGGAGUUGUCCCAGGAAGUCCAGGAGCAGCUGAUCAAAUUGGCCCUGGAGGAUGAGAAAUAUUUGAGGGAACAUGAUCUCUAA
This is a messenger RNA of Pochonia chlamydosporia 170, 1029 nucleotides long. RefSeq names its product lipase. The record is from RefSeq and is a predicted model, not a curated record. Lineage: Eukaryota; Fungi; Ascomycota; Sordariomycetes; Hypocreales; Clavicipitaceae. Gene Ontology annotation, biological process: lipid metabolic process. Bases 1 to 1029 code for a protein of 342 amino acids. The transcript is spliced from 3 exons.